UAGUUUUUGGUGUAUUUAAGGGAAGCGGAGUUUUGCGCGUAAAGGCGCCGCGCUCAGCAGGACCAACCUGCGCUCCGCUGCUGCGCUGCUUCGCGACAAAUCAAAGAAAUAAAGUCCAGAUUUGGGAAAUUUCUCUAUUUUCUUUUUAACAAAAGAAAAAAAAACGUUUUCCUCCAAUGCGCUCCUCCUCUCCUCUCCUCUCCUCUCCUCUCCUCUCCUCUCCUCUCCUCUGCGCUCCGCUCCGCUGCAGUGAUGUCAGCCGCUCUGGGUCAUUUGAAGGUCAGCAGCUCGGAGGUUCACCCAAAGUUCAGGCGCAUAAAUUAGGCGAUUCAAUCUUUCAGUCGGUGCCAAACUGGAAAUGAGGAGCAGAGAGGAGCCGCGGCUCUCCAAACACCUCCCUGCUGAAAGAACGAGGCUCCGCUCACAGCCGAACCGGGAGGAACCCGCCGCUGGCCGCCGGAGAGCCGGGCGCUCCUAGGAGAAGCUGCGGGACCGACAUCCUUCAGGAACCCGCUGCGGGACGGAGGAGGAGAAGGAGGAGAGAGAAAUCCGCUGCGCUGAGGAGGAGGAGGAGAGUGGAGGAGGAGGGGUGAAGAAGAGGAGUUAGAUGGAGUUGUGUUUCUGCGCAGAGCGCUCAGCAGUAGGAGAACAUGUUCGACUGCAUGGACCUGCUGGCCGUGAGUCCCGGACAGAUGCUGGACUUCUACACGUCCAGCUCCUCCUCCUGCAUGCUGCAGGAGAAAGCUCUGAAAGCCUGCAUCAGCGGCCUGGCGCAGCGGGACUGGAGGCAGCGGAGGAGCGCGCACUCCAUUGAAACGCAGAGCACCAGUUCCGAGGAGCUUGUCCCCAGCCCGCCGUCGCCGCCGCCUCCUCCCAGAGUCUAUAAGCCCUGCUUCGUCUGCCAGGACAAAUCCUCUGGGUACCACUAUGGCGUCAGCGCCUGUGAAGGAUGCAAGGGCUUUUUUCGGCGCAGCAUUCAGAAGAACAUGGUGUACACGUGUCACCGGGACAAGAACUGCAUCAUCAACAAAGUGACGAGGAACCGCUGCCAGUACUGCCGCCUGCAGAAGUGCUUCGCUGUAGGAAUGUCCAAAGAGUCGGUUCGAAAUGAUCGGAAUAAGAAGAAGAAGGAAAGUCCGAAGCCAGACCUGUCAGAGAGCUACGAGCUGACGGCUGAGCUGGAGACCAUCAUCGAGAAGAUCCGUAAAGCUCAUCAAGAAACCUUCCCGUCCCUCUGCCAGCUGGGCAAAUACACCACGAAGUCGAGUGCGGAUCACCGCGUCAGGCUGGACCUGGGCCUGUGGGACAAGUUCAGCGAGCUGGCCACCAAGUGCAUUAUCAAGAUAGUGGAGUUUGCCAAACGAGUGCCUGGCUUCACAGGGCUGACCAUCGCCGAUCAGAUCACGCUCCUGAAAGCGGCCUGCCUGGACAUACUGAUUCUACGCAUCUGCACCAGGUACACUCCUGAUCAGGACACCAUGACCUUCUCAGACGGACUGACCCUCAACCGGACACAGAUGCACAACGCUGGCUUCGGCCCGCUCACUGACCUGGUGUUCACAUUUGCCAACCAGCUGCUGCCCAUUGAGAUGGACGACACAGAGACGGGUCUCCUCAGCGCCAUCUGUCUCAUCUCCGGAGACCGCCAGGACCUGGAGGAGCCUUCCAAGGUAGACGAGCUCCAGGAGCCGCUACUCGAGGCUCUAAAGAUUUACGUGAGAAAGCGGCGGCCAAGCAAACCCCACAUGUUCCCCAAGACCCUGAUGAAGAUCACGGACCUGCGCAGCAUCAGUGCUAAAGGAGCUGAGCGGGUCAUCUCUCUGAAGAUGGAGAUUCCAGGUUCCAUGCCACCUCUCAUCCAAGAGAUGCUGGAAAACUCAGAGGGUCAAGAUGGUCAGACCAGCAACAGCAGCACAUCUGCUGAGGCUGAGGACAGCUUCAGCACCAAGGACAGCUCCAGUACCAAGGACAGGUCCAGCACCAAGGGUAGUUCCGGCACCAAGGAUAGUUCCAGCACCAAGGGUAGUUCUGGCACCAAGGACAGCUCCAGCACCAAGGGUAGUUCUGGCACCAAGGACAGCUCCAGCACCACGGACAGCUCCAGCGCUAAGGACAGCUCCAGCACCAAGGACAGCUCCAGCACUAAGGACAGCGCUGUAUUGGAGUCCCCAGAGUCAUCUGACCCUGACGACGUCUCAUCUUCUCCGUCCAGCAGCAGGCCGUAGGAGGCAGCAGGGCGCCGCUCCUGUUCCUUUGCACAAACAGUUCAGCCUGGAGGAGGAGCUCACUCCUGGGCUCCUCCUCCAGGAGGAGCUAA
This is a messenger RNA of Cyprinodon variegatus (sheepshead minnow), 2317 nucleotides long. RefSeq names its product retinoic acid receptor beta-like. Gene Ontology annotation, biological process: retinoic acid receptor signaling pathway; cellular response to corticotropin-releasing hormone stimulus; regulation of transcription by RNA polymerase II. The record is from RefSeq and is a predicted model, not a curated record. NCBI's taxonomy places the organism in Eukaryota, Metazoa, Chordata, Actinopteri, Cyprinodontiformes, Cyprinodontidae. Gene Ontology annotation, cellular component: nucleus; transcription regulator complex. Bases 651 to 2225 code for a protein of 524 amino acids. Gene Ontology annotation, molecular function: RNA polymerase II cis-regulatory region sequence-specific DNA binding; zinc ion binding; nuclear glucocorticoid receptor binding. The transcript has 8 exons.